UACCACUUUUCUAGAACAAAAAAGUAAAACAAUUCAUCCAUCCAAUGGAUUAUUGUAUAGCUGUGAAUUGGGAGGCACUGGACUCUCUAAUUAUCGAUUUCGUCAAAUCCGAAAACCUAAUCGAAGAAGACUCAGUAGGUUCUCCUUCUUCGUGUUAUCAGUCACGAUUACUUAUCCGUCAGAUCAGACGUUCAGUUGAGUAUGGUCACAUUGAUGCCGCUAUUGAUCUCUUGCGUGUACACGCGCCUUCUGUUCUUGAUGAUCACCGUCUUCUCUUCUGCUUGCAGAAGCAGAGGUUUAUUGAACUUUUGAGGAAAGGAACUGCAGAGGACCGAGAAUCUGCCAUUAAUUGCCUCCGAGAGUCACUGGCACCUUGUGCAUUGGAUGCAUAUCCAGAAGCAUAUGAGGAAUUUAAGCAUAUUCUUCUUGCCUUGGUUUAUGAUGAAGAAGAUAAGAAUUCUCCGGUGGUGAGGGAGUGGUCUCCAAGGAGGAGGAUUGACAUUGCUGGACUGCUGUCAUCUGUUUUAAGGGCUCAUUUAUGUGCAUAUGAUCCUCUUUUUGCGAUGUCAUUGAGGUACUUGAUAAGCAUACACAAGUUGUUUUGCUUUCGUCAGGGAGUUCCAUCACCUAUAUCAGAUCUUACGCAGAGGUUACUUCUCGAGGAUCGUGACCCCCCUGCGACACCACUUGAGAGUUCCUAUGAAGCACCUCCAUUUGAUGAGGUGGACAUACAAGCUCUUGCACAUGCUGUAGAGCUUACAAGGCAAGGGGCUAUUGAUAGCUUGAGAUUUGCCAAGGGUGACUUAUAUCAAGCAUUUCGGAAUGAGUUGUGCCGGAUAAGGUUGGACGACCCCAUGGUUGAUGAGCUUGUUCAUGAGUAUUGUGUCUAUAGGGGAUUCAUCAACUUUAGUGUGGUAGAUUCUCCUGGGAUGCAACUUAGUAUCAACGAUGAUCAAUCAGUGUAUGGGCAUUUGCCAAAGAACUGUUCCACUGAAGUUGGGCAUGGAAACACGAAACUUUCUGGCAGUGGCACCUCCGCUACUCAAGUAAUCAUGGAGGGAUCACCUGAAAGUAAUACCAACUUGGCUAGCAUUCGAAGUACUGAUACUGAAGAGCGUUACCCUAGUGAGACAAGUCAUGGAGAUUGCAGUACCAGUGGGACUCCUCAGUUCGAAAAAAUUCUGCAGAAAAAUAAGUCUCUUAGAGUUGGUGAAACAAACAAACGCAAAAGAUGGAGGGGGAGACAUGAAAACACAGAAUUUGUGUCUGGACCUACCAGUGAAAGGAGCAGAGAAGAUCUUAAUGCCAGCACGACUAUGUUGAAAGAUCAGCAGGUCUCUCCGAAAUCGUGCUUCCUGAAUAUGAUGAAGAACCGAGAGGACAAGCAUGAGCUUGUGCUGGGUUUGAAGGAAUUAGCUAGCAGAGGAAUGGCAGAGGAGGUCGUGGAGGAGAUUAAUGAGAUGGAUUCAAACUUUUUUGUGCAGAACCCUGCUCUACUUUUUCAACUUAAGCAGGUUGAAUUUUUGAAGCUGGUUGUCUCGGGCGAUCAUACUCAGGCACUGAGGGUAGCCUGUUCUUUUCUGGGUCCUUUGGCUUCUAGUCAUCCUGAUCUAUUGAAACCAUUAAAGGAGACUUUGCUAGCUUUGCUCAAACCUAAUGAAGAGGCAUUUAAUGAACACAUGCCCUUAUGUGCUCUUGCCAAUACACUCCAGGUUGCUAUUGGUAGGAGGCUUGGUAUUGAAGAACCCCAGCUUAUGAAAAUUAUAAGGGCCACACUUUAUACACACAGUGAGUGGUUCAAACUUCAAAUGUGUAAAGAUCGAUUUGAAGGGCUCUUAAAGAUUGACACCCUGAAAGAAGCUGGUGCCAAAUUGAUUAUAGAUGCUUCCAGAUUGGAUGUUGACAUGAGCACUGAUGGAUCAUCUCAAGUUACUGGUUCCUCAAAUAAUAAGAAACAGGAAGAUGGAAGUCCAACCCAGUCAUCGGCCAGAGAUGUUGGAUGUGAUGAAACUGCAAUACUAAAAGUUAUGGAAUUUCUGGCAUUGCCCAGAGCGGAUGCAAUUCAUCUCCUUGCACAAUAUAACGGGAAUGCAGAGACGGUCAUUCAGCAGAUAUUUGCAUAGUUCCUAGAUUAUAGCGGAACGGUGAUAUUCAUUUAUUUGUUAAAUUGUUUAGUUUCCUACCAUAAAUUCUUACCUCUGAGGCUUUAUUAUAGGCUGAAAGAGGGGAUGUAAUAACUUAGAAAACAACAAAAAUAGGUGGAAAGGGGAUGUCUUUGUGUGUUACCUGAAAACUUUUCCACGUCAAGUAUGAUAUUGGCUGAUGAGAGGUUUGGUUAUGUAAAGUGCUCUGUAAAUACACGUCAUAAAUGAGGAUGAAGAAGUUCCAAUGAAA
Molecule: messenger RNA, 2394 nt
Organism: Lycium barbarum (goji berry)
Lineage: Eukaryota; Viridiplantae; Streptophyta; Magnoliopsida; Solanales; Solanaceae
Exons: 12
Coding region: 45-2123 (692 amino acids)
Source: RefSeq, a predicted model, not a curated record